AUGAAUAUCACAAUUGACCCUACCGCGACACUCGAAUAUUUCAAUGAGAGAAGAGCCAGAUAUGCGAAGAAGUAUGAAGUGGCGAACAUGUGGAAACUGGUGAGUGCCCUCUGAAAUCUAUAAAAUCGGGUCUUUUCCAGGAAUACGACGAGGGACUGGCCUCGAAAGCGGCACUUCUGGACGUGGCGUACGCCGAAAAAGGAGCCGACUACCGGCUGCUUUUCCACUCGGCCGAUGCGUUGGCCAGUGCGUACGAGCAGUAUCUGGAGACGGUCAUGUCGUUUCUGAAGGAGAACGAGCCGGAAAUGAGGGCGGACGCGUGGCGACGAGGCGACAGAGACACGCUGUUCAGCAUGGAAGUGUUCGUGUGCGGCCAGACGAGAGUGGGCUGUGCUCCGUGCUCGCCGACCAAAUGCAGACGCGGACUGCGCGACUCCAAAUCGAGAGAAUGGCGCUGGCUCAGUUGGGAUGCGAUCUGUUUGAUCGGACCUGUGUGGGUGGUCGGACGAAUUCUUCGGUUGAACAAAGAUGUUAUGGUUUCAGGACGAAUGUGACUGAAUUGAGAGAAGAAACGGGGGAGCCAGGGACAAUGUGUGGAGACGGAACGAAAAGUGACAACGGAUUGUGUGUCCGAGGAUGA
Molecule: messenger RNA, 640 nt
Organism: Caenorhabditis sp. 36 PRJEB53466
Lineage: Eukaryota; Metazoa; Nematoda; Chromadorea; Rhabditida; Rhabditidae
Source: the annotation of a GenBank genome assembly